Molossus molossus (Pallas's mastiff bat) is the source of this 2199-nucleotide messenger RNA. RefSeq names its product selenoprotein I (gene SELENOI). The record is from RefSeq and is a predicted model, not a curated record. NCBI's taxonomy places the organism in Eukaryota, Metazoa, Chordata, Mammalia, Chiroptera, Molossidae. Gene Ontology annotation, biological process: phosphatidylethanolamine biosynthetic process. Gene Ontology annotation, cellular component: endoplasmic reticulum membrane; Golgi apparatus. The transcript has 10 exons. Gene Ontology annotation, molecular function: ethanolaminephosphotransferase activity.
GGCUGGUGUUUCCGCACCUCGUUGUGAAGGGUGGCUGCGGACUGGCUUCUCGGUGUUUGGGUCAUCAUGGCUGGUUACGAAUACGUGAGCUCGGAGCAGCUGGCUGGCUUUGAUAAAUACAAGUACAGUGCUGUGGAUACCAAUCCGCUCUCUCUGUAUGUCAUGCAUCCCUUUUGGAACACUAUAGUAAAGGUAUUUCCUACUUGGCUGGCUCCAAAUUUGAUAACCUUUUCUGGCUUUCUGCUGGUUGUAUUCAAUUUCCUACUCCUGGCAUACUUUGAUCCCGACUUUUAUGCUUCAGCACCAGGUCACAAGCAUGUACCUGGUUGGGUUUGGAUUGUAGUGGGCAUCCUCAACUUCGUAGCCUAUACUCUAGAUGGUGUGGAUGGAAAGCAAGCCCGCAGAACCAAUUCCAGCACCCCCUUAGGGGAGCUUUUUGACCAUGGCCUGGAUAGUUGGGCAUGUGUUUACUUUGUUGUAACUGUGUAUUCCAUCUUUGGACGAGGAUCAUCUGGUGUCAGUGUUUUUGUUCUUUAUCUGCUGCUAUGGAUUGUUUUGUUUUCUUUCAUCCUGUCCCAUUGGGAAAAGUAUAACACUGGGGUUCUUUUCCUGCCAUGGGGAUAUGACAUUAGCCAGGUGACUAUUUCUUUUGUCUACAUAGUGACUGCGAUUGUGGGAGUUGAGGCCUGGUAUGAACCUUUCCUGUUUAAUUUCUUAUAUAGAGACCUAUUCACUACAAUGAUUAUUGGUUGUGCAUUAUGUGUGACUGUUCCAAUGAGUUUAUUAAACUUUUAUAGAAGCUAUAAAAAUAACACCUUGAAACACAGUUCAGUCUAUGAAGCUCUGGUCCCCUUCUUUUCCCCAUGUUUGCUAUUCAUUUUGUCUACAGCAUGGAUUCUCCAGUCACCUUCAGAUAUUUUAGAGAUGCAUCCUAGAGUAUUCUACUUUAUGGUUGGAACAGCCUUUGCCAAUAUCACAUGUCAGCUGAUUGUUUGUCAAAUGAGCAAUACCAGGUGUCCAACUUUGAACUGGUUGCUGCUUCCUCUCUUCUUGAUUGUCAUGGUGGUAAACUUAGGAGUCACCUCUUACACUGAGAGCAUUCUUCUGUAUUCAUUAACAACCGCUUUCACUCUGGCCCACAUCCAUUAUGGAGUACGAGUGGUAAAGCAGCUGAGCAGCCAUUUUCAGAUUUACCCCUUCUCAUUGAGGAAACCCAACUCAGAUUGACUAGGAAUGGAAGAAAAGAAUAUUGGCCUAUAAUCUAAAGAAAGAAGUACUGUAAAUAAGAUGCUUAUGAAUAUUUCAUCUAUCACCAUUGAACUAAACUGAUCUGCUUAACAGACAUGGGAACUCUGUGUGUGGUACUUGUACAGCAGGAAUGAGCUAUAUAAUCCGAAAUGUGGAAUUUUGAACCUACUAAUGCCCAGUUUAUUUUAUUUUUUAUAAAACCAUGUGAUAUUUUGGUUAAGUAUAAUCUACAUUAGACCAGCAAAAUGUUUCUAGUGAUUUUAGCUUCAUGAGUCCAUUGUGUUUUGGUUCAUACAGAGUUAAAGAUGCUUUAUUUUUAUUAUUUUUAAAACCCCCAGAUUAGUUUAGGAUACUGAUAGCAUUCAGAAAACCACAAAUAUGUUUUCAUAUUUGGUACUUAGUAGUAGAUUGUUAGCUAUGGAAACUAUCAGUAGUCCACAUCUUAAGUAGGGAAUAGAUAAGAGCAAGUCACCCUCAGCAAGAGAUGCCAGAUGUUUACAGAACAAUAUACAGGGUUGCCAAUAUACUGGUUUCUCUUUCCCAUGGAAAUGCCUUUGUCCUCAUGGGCUAAAAGAGCUAAUAUAUGUUUGGAUUCUCUAGUAUUCUCACUCUCUCUGUUAUGUAACAGAGCUUGGUAAAUGGUUUAGUUUUCUUUUAAAGAAAAAAUAUUCUAUUGAGACUUAGUAGAGAAUGGAUUGAAAUUGUAGCUCACCCAUGGCAUGGUUCAUUGUUUAAAAGUGGAGUUUCCUCCCCCGGCUGCAAGUUGCUGAGAUUUGGUGCCUGUGAACUAUGAUUAAAUGAAUCUGUGUACCAGUGUGAGUCUUACGAUAAUGACUUCACCUUCAAGGAACACAGGUAAACUUCCUUAUUGGCGAAUUUACUUUGGAGUUAGGAAUCUCAUGAACCUCACUACAAAAUUAGUUUUGUGAUUCAGUUUGGCCUUUCUUUCUU